Molecule: messenger RNA, 6952 nt
Organism: Miniopterus natalensis
Lineage: Eukaryota; Metazoa; Chordata; Mammalia; Chiroptera; Miniopteridae
Gene: HCFC1
Product: host cell factor C1
Biological process (GO): chromatin remodeling; regulation of DNA-templated transcription
Cellular component (GO): histone methyltransferase complex
Molecular function (GO): transcription coactivator activity; protein binding
Source: RefSeq, a predicted model, not a curated record
CGGCGCAAGCCUCCGAGCAAUCCCCGAGAAUUCAAGCUCGUCCACGGGCCUCCGCCGAGCCUCUGUUCCUUACGAGUGCCGAGGCUGUUUCGGGAGCGGCGGCUGCACUUAGCGCUGGGCGGGGAAGCGGGACCGUCUCAAGAUGGCGGCUCCCACAAUUGUGGUCUGAGCACCGGCGGGUCUGGGGCAACCGCGGCGCUUGUGGCUCCUAUCCACCCGCCCCGGAAGCCGGCCAGUGCAGGGGACUUGGGGGGUGUGGGAACCGGGCCGGGGCUCCGCCAUUUCCGGCGGGUGAGGGCUACGACUGAGGAAGGGAGGAGAGAGAGGCGGCUCAAGAUGGCGGCUCCCAGGGCCUCCCGCCCGAGCUUGUAAGCAAGAGCGCCCGGGCAAGUAGUUAGAGCGGCAGGACUCGGCGGCCUCCAGCUUUUCGGGCCAAGCCGGUCUAUAGUUUCGGGACGCUCUUUUGGAGUCGGGGUGAGCGAGAAGAAGGGAAAGAGCCGAAGGGAAGGAGGAUAGUUAAGAUGGCGGCCUCCAUGGAGCCGUCCACCGCUGUGUGAGGAACUGCUUCUCCGUGAGAGCUGCCUUAGACGAAGGGGGUGUGUGGGAGGUGUUGGGGGGCUCCCUUCCCGCUUCGUGACUUUUCCCCACCUCGCCCUUUCUUGGAACUAUGGCUUCGGCCGUGUCGCCUGCCAACUCUCCAGCGGUGCUCUUGCAGCCCCGCUGGAAGCGAGUGGUGGGCUGGUCGGGUCCAGUUCCCCGACCCCGUCACGGCCACCGCGCCGUGGCCAUCAAGGAGCUCAUCGUGGUGUUUGGCGGCGGCAACGAGGGGAUAGUGGAUGAACUGCACGUGUACAACACGGCAACCAACCAGUGGUUCAUCCCAGCUGUGAGAGGGGACAUCCCCCCUGGGUGUGCAGCUUAUGGCUUUGUGUGUGACGGGACUCGCCUGCUGGUGUUUGGUGGAAUGGUAGAGUAUGGGAAAUACAGCAAUGACCUCUACGAGCUCCAGGCAAGUCGGUGGGAAUGGAAGAGACUCAAAGCAAAGACACCCAAAAACGGGCCCCCUCCGUGUCCUCGGCUUGGGCACAGCUUCUCUCUUGUGGGCAACAAAUGCUACCUGUUUGGGGGUUUGGCCAACGAUAGCGAGGACCCCAAGAACAACAUUCCGAGGUACCUGAAUGACUUAUACAUCCUGGAAUUGCGGCCAGGCUCCGGAGUGGUAGCCUGGGACAUCCCCAUCACUUACGGCGUCCUGCCCCCACCGAGGGAGUCACAUACUGCCGUGGUGUACACUGAGAAAGACAACAAGAAGUCCAAGCUGGUGAUCUAUGGAGGGAUGAGUGGCUGCCGGCUGGGGGACCUCUGGACCCUGGAUAUUGAGACUCUGACGUGGAAUAAGCCCAGUCUCAGCGGAGUGGCACCUCUUCCUCGAAGUCUCCACUCGGCCACAACCAUAGGCAACAAAAUGUACGUGUUUGGUGGCUGGGUGCCUCUCGUCAUGGAUGACGUCAAAGUGGCCACACACGAGAAGGAAUGGAAGUGUACCAACACACUGGCUUGUCUCAACCUGGAUACCAUGGCCUGGGAGACCAUCCUAAUGGACACACUGGAGGAUAAUAUUCCCCGAGCCCGAGCUGGCCACUGUGCUGUAGCAAUCAACACCCGCCUGUACAUAUGGAGUGGGCGUGAUGGCUACCGAAAGGCCUGGAACAACCAGGUCUGCUGCAAGGACCUCUGGUACCUGGAAACAGAAAAGCCACCGCCUCCAGCCCGGGUACAGCUGGUACGAGCCAACACCAACUCCCUGGAGGUGAGCUGGGGGGCAGUGGCAACCGCCGACAGUUACCUUCUGCAGCUCCAGAAAUAUGACAUUCCUGCCACGGCUGCUACUGCCACCUCCCCCACACCCAAUCCAGUCCCGUCUGUGCCUACCAACCCUCCCAAGAGCCCUGCCCCCGCAGCAGCCGCACCUGCUGUGCAGCCGCUGACCCAAGUAGGCAUCACACUCCUGCCCCAGGCUGCCGCCGCACCCCCAACCACCACCACCAUCCAGGUGUUGCCGCCAGUACCUGGAAGCUCAAUUUCUGUGCCCACUGCAGCCAGGACUCAAGGUGUCCCUGCUGUUCUCAAAGUGACUGGUCCUCAGGCUACAACAGGAACCCCGUUGGUCACCAUGAGACCUGCCAGCCAGGCUGGGAAAGCCCCUGUCACUGUAACCUCCCUUCCUGCAGGCGUGCGAAUGGUUGUGCCAUCACAGAGUGCUCAGGGGACGGUAAUCGGCAGCAACCCACAGAUGAGUGGGAUGGCUGCGUUAGCCGCUGCAGCCGCUGCCACCCAGAAGAUCCCUCCUUCCUCGGCGCCCACAGUGCUGAGUGUCCCCGCAGGCACCACCAUCGUCAAAACCGUGGCUGUGACACCUGGCACUACCACCCUCCCAGCCACUGUGAAGGUGGCCUCCUCACCAGUCAUGGUGAGCAACCCGGCUACUCGUAUGCUGAAGACUGCAGCCGCCCAGGUGGGGACAUCCGUCUCCUCAGCUGCCAACACGUCCACUCGCCCUAUAAUCACAGUGCACAAGUCAGGGACUGUUACUGUGGCUCAGCAAGCCCAAGUGGUGACUACAGUUGUGGGUGGGGUCACCAAGACCAUCACCCUGGUGAAGAGCCCUAUCUCUGUCCCAGGAGGCAGUGCUCUGAUUUCCAAUCUGGGCAAAGUGAUGUCAGUGGUCCAGACCAAACCAGUUCAGACUUCUGCGGUCACAGGCCAGGCAUCUACGGGCCCAGUGACUCAGAUCAUCCAGACCAAAGGGCCCCUGCCAGCCGGGACCAUCCUGAAGCUGGUGACCUCAGCAGACGGCAAGCCCACCACUAUCAUCACUACCACUCAGGCCAGUGGGGCUGGAAGUAAGCCCACCAUCCUGGGCAUCAGCAGUGUGUCCCCCAGCACCACCAAGCCUGGCACGACCACUAUUAUCAAGACCAUCCCCAUGUCGGCCAUCAUCACACAGGCGGGUGCCACAGGUGUGACCAGCAGUCCUGGCAUCAAGUCCCCCAUCACUAUUAUCACCACCAAGGUUAUGACUUCAGGAACUGGAACACCCGCGAAAAUCAUCACUGCUGUCCCUAAAAUUGCCACUGGCCAUGGGCAGCAAGGAGUGACCCAGGUGGUACUAAAGGGGGCCCCUGGACAGCCAGGCACCAUUCUUCGCACCGUGCCCAUGGGGGGCGUCCGCCUUGUCACCCCUGUCACUGUCUCUGCCGUCAAGCCCGCAGUCACCACAUUGGUUGUGAAGGGCACCACAGGAGUCACAACCCUAGGAACAAUGACCGGCACCGUUUCCACCAGCCUCGCUGGAGCUGGGGGCCAUAGCACCAGUGCCUCCCUGGCCACACCCAUCACCACUUUGGGCACCAUUGCCACCCUUUCAAGCCAAGUGAUCAACCCCACUGCCAUCACUGUGUCGGCUGCUCAGACCACGCUGACAGCAGCCGGCAGUCUUACCACUCCCACCAUCACCAUGCAGCCUGUCUCCCAGCCUACCCAGGUGACUCUGAUCACAGCACCCAGUGGAGUUGAGGCACAGCCUGUACAUGACCUCCCUGUGUCCAUUCUGGCCUCACCUACUACAGAACAGCCCACUGCCACCGUCACCAUUGCUGACUCUGGCCAGGGUGAUGUGCAGCCCGGCACCGUGACACUGGUGUGCUCCAACCCACCCUGUGAGACCCAUGAGACGGGCACAACCAACACGGCCACCACCACCGUUGUGGCUAACCUGGGAGGGCACCCACAACCGACCCAAGUACAGUUUGUCUGUGACAGGCAGGAGGCAGCUGCUUCUCUUGUGACCUCGACGGUGGGGCAGCAGAAUGGCAGUGUGGUGCGCGUCUGCUCCAACCCACCCUGUGAGACCCAUGAGACAGGCACCACCAACACGGCCACCACUGCCACUUCCAACAUGGCUGGGCAGCAUGGCUGCUCCAACCCACCCUGUGAGACCCACGAGACAGGCACCACCAGCACCGCCACCACUGCCAUGUCAAGCAUUGGUGCAGGCCAGCAGCGAGACACCCGUCACACAUGUGUGGCCACCACCAUCCCUGCUGUGGUUCGAGUCAGUGUGGCUGCUGGGGCACUAGAGGGAGCCCAGGGUUCUAUCAAGUCUUCAUGCCAAACUCACCAGACCAGCGCAACCAGCACCACCAUGACUGUGAUGGCCACUGGGGCCCCAAGCUCAGACAGCCCGCUGCUUGGGCCAAGCCUGGCACUGGAGGCUGGAGGCCACAGCACUGCUUUUGCACAGUUGGCCUCUACAAGCGGCCAAGUCAGGCCCAGCGGCCCCAGCAGCAAGGACAGUGCUAUAGCCGACCUAGGUCAGUUGGUGUCCAUGGGGUGCCAGCUGGAGGCACAUCACACCCACACAACCAACACCCCCACCACAGCCCGCUCCACCAUGGGUGCUGGGGAGCCCGGCGAGAUGCGGGGGAUCCCCACACCUGCGUAUGAGAGCUCAUCUAGUGCUGCUGUGACUGUGACAGCCUUGGAAGCACUGCUGUGCUCCUCGGCCACCGUGACCCAAGUCUGCUCCAAUCCACCAUGCGAGACCCACGAGACUGGCACCACCAACACAGCCACUACCUCGAAUGCAGGCAAUGCCCAGCGGAUCUGCUCCAACCCACCCUGCGAGACCCAUGAGACGGGCACCACCCAUACACCAACUACCGCCACCUCUGGUGGGGGUGCAGGCCAGCCCGAGGGGGGGCAACAGCCCCCUGCUAGCCGCCCCUGCGAGACGCACCAGACCACUUCCACUGGCACCACCAUGUCAGUCAGCGUGGGUGCCCUGCUUCCUGACAGCAGCCCCACCCUCAGGACCCUGGAGUCCGGGUUGGAGGGGGCAGCACCACCCACCAUCUCUCCCCAGGCCAGCACUUCAUUGCUGACUCCUUUUCCAACACAGAGGGUGUGCUCCAAUCCCCCCUGUGAGACGCAUGAGACAGGCACCACACACACGGCCACCACUGUCACCUCCAACAUGAGCUCAAACCAAGAUCCCCCACCAGCUGCCAGUGACCAAGGAGAGGUAGAGAGCACCCAGGGCGACAGUGUGAACAUCACCAGCUCCAGUGCCAUCACAACAACUGUGUCCUCCACGCUGACACGGGCUGUGACUACCGUAACACAGUCCACGCCAGCCCCUGGCCCCUCUGUGCCGAAGAUCUCAUCAGUGACUGAGACUACCCCAGGGGCUCUGACCACCGAAGUCCCCAUCCCGGCCACGAUAACAGUGACCAUAGCCAACACAGAAACUUCUGACAUGCCCUUCUCUGCUGUUGACAUCCUGCAGCCCCCAGAGGAACUCCAGGCCUCCCCAGGGCCUCGCCAGCAGCUGCCGCCACAGCAACUCCUGCAGCCUGCCUCCACGCCCCUGAUGGGGGAGUCCACCGAGGUCCUCUCAGCCUCGCAGACCUCUGAGCUCCAGGCCGCUGUGGAUCUGAGCAGUACAGGGGACCCAGCUUCAGGCCAGGAGUCUGCCAACUCAGCCAUGGUGGCCACUGUGGUGGUCCAGCCACCUCCACCCACACAAUCUGAAGUAGACCCAUUGUCACUUCCCCAAGAGCUGAUGGCUGAGGCCCAGGCAGGCACAACCACCCUCAUGGUAACAGGGCUCACCCCUGAGGAGCUGGCAGUGACUGCUGCCGCCGAAGCGGCUGCCCAGGCUGCAGCCACAGAGGAAGCCCAGGCCCUGGCCAUCCAGGCUGUACUCCAGGCCGCACAGCAGGCUGUCAUGGGUACUGGGGAACCCAUGGACACGUCUGAGGCGGCAGGAGCCGUGACACAGGCAGAACUGGGCCACUUGUCAGCAGAGGGCCAGGAGGGCCAGGCCACCACCAUCCCUAUCGUGCUGACACAGCAAGAACUGGCCGCCCUGGUGCAGCAGCAGCAGCAGCUGCAGGAGGCACAGGCCCAGCAGCAGCAUCACCACCUUCCCACUGAGGCCCUGGCCCCUGCUGACAGCCUCAAUGACCCGACCAUCGAGAGCAACUGCCUCAGUGAGCUGGCUGGGGCUGUCCCUAGCACUGUAGCCCUGCUGCCCUCCACAGCCACCGAGAGCCUGGCUCCUUCUAACACGUUUGUGGCCCCCCAGCCAGUUGUGGGAUCCAGUCCCGCUAAGCUGCAGGCUGCCGCUACCCUAACUGAGGUAGCCAAUGGCAUUGAGUCCCUGGGCGUGAAGCCAGACCUGCCACCCCCACCCAGCAAAGCCCCCGUGAAGAAAGAGAAUCAGUGGUUUGAUGUGGGGGUUAUUAAGGGCACUAAUGUAAUGGUGACACACUAUUUCCUGCCACCAGAUGAUGCUGUUCCAUCUGAUGAUGACUCGGGCACUGUUCCAGACUAUAACCAACUGAAGAAGCAUGAACUGCAGCCUGGCACAGCCUAUAAGUUCCGUGUUGCUGGGAUCAAUGCCUGUGGCCGGGGGCCCUUCAGUGAGAUCUCAGCCUUUAAGACGUGUCUGCCUGGUUUCCCAGGGGCCCCCUGUGCCAUUAAAAUCAGCAAAAGUCCAGAUGGUGCUCACCUCACCUGGGAGCCGCCCUCUGUGACUUCUGGCAAGAUCGUUGAGUACUCGGUGUACCUGGCUAUCCAGAGCUCACAGGCCAGCGGUGAGCCCAAGAGCUCAACCCCAGCCCAGUUGGCCUUCAUGCGGGUGUACUGCGGGCCCAGCCCUUCCUGCCUCGUGCAGUCCUCCAGCCUCUCCAAUGCCCACAUUGACUAUACCACCAAGCCCGCCAUCAUCUUCCGCAUCGCUGCCCGCAAUGAGAAGGGCUAUGGCCCAGCCACCCAAGUGAGGUGGUUGCAAGAAACCAGUAAAGACAGCCCUGGCACCAAGCCAGCCAACAAGCGGCCCAUGUCCUCUCCGGAAAUGAAAACCGCUCCAAAGAAAUCUAAGGCAGAU